Messenger RNA from Alternaria incomplexa, 855 nucleotides. RefSeq lists its product as uncharacterized. The coding region runs from base 1 to 855 and encodes 284 amino acids. The record is from RefSeq and is a predicted model, not a curated record. The transcript is spliced from 2 exons. Gene Ontology annotation, molecular function: O-methyltransferase activity. NCBI's taxonomy places the organism in Eukaryota, Fungi, Ascomycota, Dothideomycetes, Pleosporales, Pleosporaceae.
AUGGACGAAGGAGCCAUAGCCCGGAUCCUUCGCCUCGGCAUUGCAUAUCGCAUCUUCAAAGAGCCUAGGUACGGCGUCAUAGCCCAUUCUGCAGCGUCAAGACAGAUCGCGGACGAUGCCUGCGUAGCAGACUGGAUUGGCGCGUCAGUGGACGAUAUGUGGCCUGCAGCCCAUAAAGUGGUCGACGCGCUCACAAAAUGGCCUCAGGCAGCGGAGCCUACUGAAACAGGAUUCGCGCUCGCCAAUGAUACCAACUUGCCGCUUCAUGCCGUGUUAGCGCAGAACCCGCAGCGCGCACGUCGUUUUGGUGGCGCCAUGAGCUUCUUUACCAAGGGCGACGGCUUAUCAUUACGUCACUUGACGGACGGAUAUCCCUGGGCUGCAACGCCAUCUGGUACGGUGGUCGACCUCGGUGGCUCUCACGGCGACGCAGCGUUUGCACUAGCGCGGAAGUACCCUGACCUUCACUUCAUUGUGCAAGAUCUGCCUGGAGUGGUUGCGAAUGCGAGAUUAUUGGAAGGCCUGAAUGUGGAGUUCAUGGCUCACGACUUCUUCGAUGAGCAGCCAGUAAAAGGUGCUGAGGUCUAUUACUACCGACACACAUUGCACAAUUGGCCAGACAAAUAUUGCACUAAGACGUUAAAGGCGUUGAUACCGGCACUGAAGACAGGCGCCAGGCUGCUGAUCAUGGAUAUGCUGAUGCCUCCGCCUGGCGCGCUUCCCAAUGAUCUUGAUCGUAAGCUAAGGUACGUGUAUGCAGCUCUUCACGCCAGCGUACUUCUCACCAAGGACUCACAGGGCCAUGGAUCUAACUAUGUUGGAAAUUGGAAAUGCCAAAGAGCGCGAUCUGAAUGA